UGCAAUAGCUGUAGUGCUAUGCAUACAGAGCGAGAAUCGGUAUGCUGCCGUGAUGUUGAACAAACAAACUUCAAACUGGAUGUGUUCAAUGAAGAAGGCCAUGACAUUGAAUGUAUAACAGACCACCCCGGGUUUGGCACUGUUUGCCUUGACCGCUAUGUGCUAGAGACUGCAUACUACCAGUACAGACAGCAGUAUGGAGUGCCGCAACAGGAAGAUAAUGAGCAACAGAGAUAUGUGGCAUAUCGCCAGUUUGUCAGAUGGUGUUGGGGAUAUUUGGGAAGAGAGGUGCGUGUUUUACUUCCAUCAUGUGCAGUUCAAAGGAUUAGGGCGCAGUUUCCAUCACAGCAGUAUGAGGGAUUUCAGGACUCAUAGGCAGUCAUGACAGAUGUUUGCGACAUAUUGUUUGCUACUUAUGUGUCAGAUUUCAAUUUUACUAUUCCAAUAUUUUACCACAAGUGUUUUGUGUUUUUUGUGAUGAAUCAAUUGAAAUAAAAUGUUUGACAGGUUGGAUUACUUUUGCAUUUGUUUGAACUACGAAAAUGAUUCCUUAGUGCAAGGCCAUG
This is a messenger RNA of Mya arenaria, 566 nucleotides long. RefSeq names its product P2X purinoceptor 7-like. The transcript has 2 exons. Bases 19 to 375 code for a protein of 118 amino acids. Lineage: Eukaryota; Metazoa; Mollusca; Bivalvia; Myida; Myidae. The record is from RefSeq and is a predicted model, not a curated record.